Messenger RNA from Lachancea thermotolerans CBS 6340, 744 nucleotides. RefSeq names its product KLTH0D02002p. Bases 1 to 744 code for a protein of 247 amino acids. The transcript has a single exon. The record is from RefSeq and is a predicted model, not a curated record. NCBI's taxonomy places the organism in Eukaryota, Fungi, Ascomycota, Saccharomycetes, Saccharomycetales, Saccharomycetaceae.
AUGAAAAGGCCAAGAAAGAGAGCAUUCCAUCACAGUGAAGAAGAGGCUAGCGACUCAGGAGAUGACCAAGAUUUUAGUCAGUACAUUAAACGCAAGAGCGCUGCUGUUCAAAAAGUUCAACACGAACGAAAGUUUGAUCUUGAUGAUGCCAGCUUACAAGCGUCGGCACACGUAACUCCAAAGCCGAGCUCAACAAGUUUGAUUGAGAGCUUCAAGGCGUCCAAAAAGCAGCGGGAGAUGGACAAAUUGUUUUCACAAUCAGUUAAAGCCCGCAUCGAAAGAGAGAGUGAGACUUGCGUUAUGAAAGAUAAAGAAGUGUACAUUACCAAGGAAUAUGAAGAUGUUAAAAAAGAUUUGGAUAAAGCUUUUGAGCUAGCUCAUGAAGAAGAAGACAGUGAACUUCGAGACAAAGACGGACCUCACACACCUCUUUUGCAGGCCACUCCCCAGAUUAACUCAGGAGAAUGUGUCAUAAGGGGUGUUUACGCAUCAGACCAAAGUUGUAUCAAAAUGCCCAGAAAUGGCGAUGAAAAACCAAAGGCCUACAAAAAUGACAUUUACGUUACGAGGCCAUCGCGAUUUAAGCCCCAGGAGCAGGGCUAUCGGCAACUGCAGCAAGGUGUGGAGCCUACUCUAAAUAAACGAGCUCUUGUUCAACAGUUCCUGUUGCCCAAAAAAAGUAAGCAAAUGAUCGAAAUUGAAAUAAAAAGAUAUCAGAAUCGCACGCAUAAAAAAGCGGCCUAA